Prunus armeniaca (apricot) is the source of this 2043-nucleotide messenger RNA. The record is from the annotation of a GenBank genome assembly. NCBI's taxonomy places the organism in Eukaryota, Viridiplantae, Streptophyta, Magnoliopsida, Rosales, Rosaceae.
AUGGUUUCUCAAGACCAAAGUAAGUACUCUGGCUCCAAAAAAAAUGGAGGUAAGGAGCUUGGAAUGGUAACUCCUCAAGACAAGCCCUUGAAGAAGAUGAAGUUUGUUUCAUCUGCUGAGACAGAACCAAGCAGCACGACAACAAUUUCUGAGGAUUCAAAGUCAGGUCGAGGUAUGAGCACAAUGCCUCGUGUUGUGAAGAGAAAAUUGCAGAAAAUCAAGCCAGUUGUUGAGUACAAUAAAAGGGGGAAAGGAUGUGGCCCUGCACAUACUGAGAUGCAGUCCUACAUUGGUGUGUUGGCACGCUCCAGAGUCCCACUUGUGGACAAGAAAUGGGCUGAAAUCCCCAAUGAUAUAAAGGAGCAGAUUUGGGAAGCCGUUGACAUGGCUUUUGUGGUAGGUCAAGGGGGCAAGACCUCGGUGUUAUCUUCUGCUGCCAAGAAAUGGAAGGAUUUCAAGUCUACACUGACGAGGCAUUAUAUCCUUCCAUACAUCAAGGAGAGGGAGAAAUUAAGCCAACCCCCUGAAGUAUAUAAAUUCAUAGAGAAAGCAGAAUGGGAUGCCUUUGUAGCUUCAAGGUUAUCCAAAGAAUUUGAGUCUGUGCAUUCUCAACAUGCACAGAUUAGGGAGAAACUUGAGUACAAUCAUCGAUUGUCUCGAAAAGGAUAUGCUGGUUUGGAGGAUCAAUUGGAGGAAACCAUGCCUGGGGUAGAAAUUGAUCGAUCUACCUUAUGGAAGAAAGCUAGACAGGACAAACAUGGUAACAUCCCGGAUCCAAAGGUGGCAGAGAAAGCAAAAUUAAUUGAUGAAUUGCAAAAACAAGUGGCUGAAGGCAGUCUGAGUUUAUCUGGCAGUAAUGAUGUGUUGACCUUGGCUUUGGGUCCCGAGCAUCCAGGGAGAGUAAGAGGGGUAGGUGCUGGGAUUUCCCCUAGGCAAUUCUUCAAUUUACCUAGACCACAGAGGGUAAAGUUUGCUGAUCAAUUGAAGGAAAGUGUAAGAAUUGUCCUUCAAGAAGAGACUAAGAAGAUGGAAGCUAGAACCAAACAAUUAGUAGAGGCUGAGAGGGAACAUUUACUAAGUCAGCUUUCCCACCUCAUCCCCAAUUUUGAUCCAAGCAUGCUUAAACCGAAAACUAGCCCCUGUCAAAACCAAGGUCUACAGCAAAGUCCCAAAAAUCCAAUGUCUGAUAAAGCAAGCUGUUCUGGGGCUGAAGUGAGAUCCCUACAUUUAGAGGAUGAUACUGCCAGAAAUGGGGAACAGCAGGAAGAAACGGGUAAUGAAGUAGUUGAUUAUUCAAAUGUGGAGGUGCCAUCUUCCUUACAAUCCCUUUGUGGUUAUGUGGAAACUACACUAAAGCCACAGGGGAAGAUCAUGACCUUCAACAUUGAGAAGGAGGUGUUUGGUGCAGAUCGAAGUACCUUCGUCUUGCAUGAAGAUAUUACACAGUUUGCAGGCAUGGAAGAAAUUGGGGCUACUGUGGUUGCAGUAUAUAUGAGGUGCUUAUAUGAUCUUUUGAGAGAAGCAAAUAUGUGCAGCAUGGUUGGCUUUAUCGACCCUGCUCAAGUUAGUGCCAACGCUGGGUCACUAACUGACAGAUCACGAAUUGUAGCCAGUCGACUUCAGAAAACAGAUGGUGAACAGAUUUUCAUGAUGCCUUACAAUCCAGGCCGUCAUUGGGUCUUGCUGAUUGUGAGGGCAAAGAGGGAAACCGUCUAUUUUCUGGAUCCUCUGCCUGGAAAUCGUGUGGUUGAUGAGGAGGGCAAAAACAUCGUGAACAGUGCUUUAAAAAUUUAUAAUUCCCACAUAGGCAGACCAGGCCGUAAAGCACCAAUUUGGAAAACUCUGCCAGGCACACCAAAGCAACCCAGCAGUGUCGAAUGCGGGUAUUAUGUGAUGCGCUUCAUGAGGGACAUCAUCAUGGAUCCUUCCUUGGAGUUUGAGAAGAAGUUUGCCAAGGGAAAAGAUCAAGCGCCAUACCCCCAAGCAGCCAUUGAUGAAGUCAGGAAAGAAUGGGCAGAGUUUGUUUGCCUUCAUAUGGAUUAG